ACGUAUUUAUUUAUAUAAUUUUGUAUAUAUUUAUUUUUAUAACGUAUGUGGAAGUAUUAAUCUUAGAGCAAAAAUCAUUUAUUAUAUAAUUAUAUUCUUAUAAACACUGGCCAGAUGUUUAGAAAACUGCUGUUCUGUUAACUUCAGUCAGGCUGUCACGUAAUUACAAAAUAUGUCUAUACAAAAAAUACAAAAAUAAAGUAGGACAUUAUUGUUUUUUGGAGCAAAAAUGAUAUAUAUAUAUUUGUAAAAAAAACUUCAGAUAUUUUUUUCUAAAUGUAUGUUGUUAAUUCUGUACUUUUUAGGUUGUAUAAAAAUGAAUGAAAUCGCUCAACUUGCCAACCACAAGGCCAUCUAGUGGAUGUUCCUAGAAACACCGCCAUUUUCUCUCUGUUGUUUUAGUUCCCGCGAAAAUGUCAGGCGAUACCAACUGGUUGAUGGGUCACAUUUAUGUUAAGCCUCCUAAAAUUGUUACUAUGCGCUCAAUAACUUUAUACAAGUACUUAAUUGUGAUAUAAACCAAAAUAUAUACACAAGUCCACUAAAUAAUCCAAGAAACUAAGACUUUGAAAGAUUAUAUAUAAACGGACGCCUUAUGUGUUCCCCCUUUGGACCGAUGGUAAGAAAAGUAGGUACCUGAUUGGUCUACAAUUCCCCGCGAAUCUUGCGUCACGAGCAGUUUCGCGCCACCGUUCACGUUGUGAAGGAAAACAGUGCAGAAGAUUUGAAUCAAGAUGUCUUCACCAUCAUCAUCCAAAGGUGGCCGUAAGAGAGAGCGGGGCAGUAACCCUCCAACCCCCGCGAGUGAGGAUCCCCUCUCCCCACCGUCGCAACGUUCCCGUGCCCAUGACACAUCCACAGAGCUACAGCCCAUGCCCACAUCUCCAGCCAUGGAUAUACAGAGUCCGGCCGCCCAUGACGUGUCUCUGUUCUCCAGUCCGGUGGCCCCUCGCUCUGUUGUUCAGAGUGAGAUCGAUGCGAGUUCUCCGCUGAUGUAUGGUACUCCCAGUUCAAGAGUUGAAGGGACUCCCCGCAGCGGCAUACGAGGAACUCCGGCUCGCCAGCGGGCUGAUCUGGGAUCUGUGCGGAAAGCUCCGCAGGUUGACAUGCAUUCAGAACCGCCAUCUGGAGACGGCGUUGCUGCUGGCGAUCAGGGUGCAGGGCAGAGACUCGUGAUCUGGGGGACGGAUGUCAAUGUGGGAACCUGCAAGGAGAAGUUUCAGCAUUUUCUGCAACGCUUUACGGAUCCAAACUCAAGAGAAGAGGAAAACGCUGGUCUGGAUCUGAACGAACCUCUCUAUAUGCAGAAACUGGACGAGAUCAGUGUUGUUGGCGAGCCUGUGUUGAAUGUGAACUGCAGUCAUAUUCAGACAUUCGAUGCUGAUCUUUAUCGACAGCUGAUCUGUUAUCCACAGGAAGUUAUCCCCACCUUUGACAUGGCGGUCAAUGAGCUCUUCUUCGAUCGCUUCCCAGACUCUGUUUUGGAGCAUCAGAUUCAAGUGCGUCCAUACAGCGCGGUGAAAACCAGAAACAUGCGUGCGCUCAAUCCUGAAGAUAUUGACCAGCUCAUCACUAUCAGCGGCAUGGUUAUUCGUACCUCUCAGCUCAUCCCGGAGAUGCAGGAGGCGUUUUUCCGCUGUCAGGUGUGCGCGUUCAACGCUCGCGUGGAGGUGGACCGUGGACGUAUCGCCGAGCCUGCCGUCUGUCGCAACUGCAACACCACCCACAGCAUGGCGCUUGUUCAUAACCGAUCUGGAUUUUCUGAUAAACAAAUGAUAAAACUACAGGAAUCUCCUGAGGACAUGCCUGCAGGUCAGACGCCCCACACGACAAUCGUCUACGCACACAAUGACUUGGUGGACAAAGUACAACCUGGAGAUCGAGUGAACAUCACUGGUAUCUACAGAGCAGCGCCCAUGCGUCUCAACCCACGACAGAGUCAAGUGAAGUCAGUAUACAAGACGCACAUCGACGCCAUUCACUUCCGCAAGACGGAUGAGAAACGUCUUCAUGGAGUGGACGAGGACGGCGAGCAGAAACUCUUCACUAAAGAGCGAGCCGCUAUGCUUAAAGAGCUAGCUGCUAAACCUGACAUCUACGAACGACUUUCCUCCGCUCUCGCACCCAGCAUCUACGAACAUGAAGAUAUCAAGAAAGGUAUCUUGUUGCAGUUAUUUGGCGGAACGCGUAAAGACUUCACCCAGACGGGUCGUGGCAACUUUCGUGCCGAGGUUAACAUCCUGCUGUGCGGAGAUCCGGGCACCAGCAAAUCCCAGUUGCUCCAGUACGUGUAUAACCUUGUUCCACGUGGGCAGUACACAUCCGGGAAGGGCUCCAGUGCCGUGGGUCUCACGGCUUAUGUGAUGAAGGACCCAGAAACGCGUCAGCUGGUUCUGCAGACCGGCGCCCUCGUGCUUAGUGAUAACGGGAUUUGCUGCAUCGACGAGUUUGAUAAGAUGAGCGACAGCACGCGAUCGGUGCUGCAUGAAGUUAUGGAGCAGCAGACGCUCUCUAUUGCUAAAGCAGGAAUCAUUUGCCAGCUCAAUGCUCGGACCUCCGUCCUUGCCGCAGCCAAUCCAGUGGAGUCUCAGUGGAAUCCCAAAAAGACCACUAUCGAAAACAUCCAGCUUCCUCACACGCUUCUGUCCAGGUUUGAUCUGAUCUUCCUCAUGCUGGACCCUCAGGACGAAGCGUACGACAGACGUCUCGCUCAUCACCUGGUGUCUCUGUAUUACCAGAGUGAAGACCAGAUAGAAGAAGAACAUAUGGACAUGGCCGUGCUGAAGGACUACAUCGCAUUCGCUCGCACGACCGUGCACCCCCGACUCUCAGAGGAAGCGAGCCAAGCCCUGAUUGAGGCAUACGUAGACAUGCGUAAGAUCGGUAGUGGGAGGGGAAUGGUGUCUGCGUACCCCCGUCAGCUGGAGUCUCUCAUCCGAUUGGCUGAAGCUCACGCUAAAGUGCGUUUCUCAAGUAAGGUCGAAUCCAUCGAUGUGGAGGAAGCCAAGAGACUCCACAGAGAGGCACUGAAACAAUCUGCAACUGAUCCCAGAACAGGAUUCGUGGACAUUUCUAUCCUCACCACAGGUAUGAGCGCCACAGCACGCAAGCGUAAAGAAGAAGUGGCUCAGGCCCUGAAGAAACUCAUUCAAACCAAGGGCAAAACACCAACUAUGAAGUACCAACAGCUGUUUGAUGAUCUUCGUGGCCAAUCAGAGGCUGCCAUCACUAAAGACAUGUUUGAAGAAGCACUUCGAGCACUUGCGGAUGAAGAUUUUCUGACCGUCACAGGGAAAACGGUUCGACUGCUGUAAACUUUAAUAAAUGUGUGCUGUUUUCCAUUCGCUUGCUUUAUUUGGUUUCUCUAGAGUGAUAUUUGUUAAUAGCUGUAUGUAUAAAACCUUUCCUGUUGAUCAAAAAAAAGCAUUUGUAACUAUUUUUGUCACGAUAUCUGUGCUGUUCACAUUGUAACUGCCUUAACAAUAAAACCUACAAAAAAAAUAUGUAAGCCAUUGUUCAAGCACUUGAAUGCAUGUGAGAAAAAUUUUAAAUAAAC
Messenger RNA from Paramisgurnus dabryanus, 3556 nucleotides. It is a transcript of the gene mcm4, whose product is annotated as minichromosome maintenance complex component 4. The record is from RefSeq and is a predicted model, not a curated record. Gene Ontology annotation, molecular function: single-stranded DNA helicase activity; ATP hydrolysis activity; single-stranded DNA binding. NCBI's taxonomy places the organism in Eukaryota, Metazoa, Chordata, Actinopteri, Cypriniformes, Cobitidae. Gene Ontology annotation, biological process: DNA strand elongation involved in DNA replication; double-strand break repair via break-induced replication; DNA replication. Gene Ontology annotation, cellular component: nucleus; MCM complex.